AUGGCUGAAAGAGCCAAUCGUAGCAUUAAAGAGCGCUUAUACCGUUAUUUUUCGGAGAACAAAACAUUAAAAUGGGUAAAUGUUAUUCAGGAUAUUGUUAAUUCUAUAAACAAUUCCUUCAAUUCGAAUAUUGGGAUGCGUCCUGUAGAUGUUAAUUAUGAGAAUGCUGAAUCAUUGCGAAGAUCUCUAAAAGAAAAGGCAAUUGAGCAACAUGGACCGAGACGAUGGAAGGAGAAUAGGUUUAAUGUAGGCGACCCUGUAAGAGUGGAAAAGAAUAAGCAAGUGUUCAAAAAGGGAUAUUUGCCAAAUUUUACAAAUGAAAUUUUUAUUGUUGCUAAAGUCCGAUUGGUUCCACAUCAGCCUCCAACCUAUAGAAUUCGUGAUAGGGGAGGAGCUUUAAUUCGUGGUUGGUUUUAUGGUAAUGAUUUAGUGCUAGUCAGAAAAAGAUUAAAAGAAAGUAUCUAUAUUGUGGAAAAGGUUUUGAAUAAGCGAAGACAUAAUAGAGAGGAUCAACUUUUCGUAAAAUUCAAAGGAUACAGUAAUGAACAUAAUAGGUGGAUUCCUGCUAGUGCAAUAACCUGGAAAUGAUAUACAUAUUCCUUCAUUCUUGCCAAUUUUGUUAAAAUGACUUCUUUCUAUAUUAUUCUCCCUUCAAACACAAAUGUUGAUGGAAACAGGACAAACUCCUUUAGAGUCCGCCUUCCUCGUAAACUACAAUUUAAUUCGGAGUGGUAUGUGGGCUUGACCGUUAUGGUCUACC
Meloidogyne enterolobii is the source of this 760-nucleotide messenger RNA. Lineage: Eukaryota; Metazoa; Nematoda; Chromadorea; Rhabditida; Meloidogynidae. The record is from the annotation of a GenBank genome assembly.